Messenger RNA from Gongylonema pulchrum, 465 nucleotides. The record is from the annotation of a GenBank genome assembly. NCBI's taxonomy places the organism in Eukaryota, Metazoa, Nematoda, Chromadorea, Rhabditida, Gongylonematidae.
AAAUUCACGUCACUUCGGUAUGAGUCCGGGCCUCGAUGUACAGCACUGGAACGAACAUUGUUGAGUGGAACUUCAAAGGACGAUCGACGAGCGGAUGGUUUUUCGCCGCCGGUGAAUGAAUCGGUGUUGAGCCGCGGUACUGAUGAGCUUGUCUUCGAGAAUUGGCAAUGCGUUGAUUACUCUGGAGUGCCUCAACGGUCCCACGAUGAUGGCAUGGUGCGGCAGCCCUUUCUCAUGCCUCGCACAAGUGCUGGCAUCAACACGGUUAGGAGGCGGGAUACGGUGGUGUUGGCAAGAGAGAGGAUCUCGUCCUCCACGCCCGAUGAUGCAGUUGAGCCGGAUCGGUUCUGUAUCGCAGGCCGUAAGUGUCGUGCAUCGGUUUUCCGGAAGCAGAGGAUAACAUCUCAUGCCGAUGGUAGCUCGCGAGGUCGCUUCCCUGCAGAUUAUUACUGUGCUGUUUUGUGA